CUUACGACUGCCAAACAGGUGGAGGGGAGUGUAUGGAUUACCCGAGGACCUGUCACUUUAGGGAGAGCUAAAUAAAAAAUAAGCACAAGUGUGACGUGCAAGUGGGUCAAUUAACGUAAACAGCUUAUAUAUACGAAUACUCGAUAUGAUGAUAUACCAACGAAUAUCAGCGUACUAUACUAGUAUUCAAAAUGGCUUUAAAGAAUUCAUCUGAAGUUGAAAAAGAUGCAAUCAGAGCCAUUCGAUUGCGCCAGAGUGAUUGGGCCAACUCUAUAAACGCCAACAGAAUUGAGAAAGUCGUUGAAAUGUACACUGACGACUGCAUUGUUAUUCCUCCUGGAGAAACAAUCAUAAACGGCAAAGACGCAAUGAGAAACCUUUGGCAACCUUACAUCAAUGCCGGGGUUUCAUUUUCGUUUCCGGAACACAUAUCUUUCAUCAUCUCAGAGUGCGGAACAAUGGCGAACGACAUCACGAUAUUCAGCACGAAACAAGACGGAGUAUUCUUUCAAGAAGGGGUGUUCAAUCACGUGUGGAAGAAAAUUGGUGAUAUUUGGUAUAUCCAAAGGCAUCAGUGGAACAUAACUAGGAAACGAAGAACAUAAUAAAUGAUGAAUGUGAUAUAGGGCUAGCAUGUCAAACUCGUAUUUACACCUCAAAUAAUCGUGUACAUAGUUAGGAUGGUACGAGAGCACGAGAAAUGAACAUUCAAUAAUGUUGAAACAUAUUUUUUUUGGUAAACAUCGACGAUGGCCUAAUUUGUGACGAACCGUGACAUAUUAUAUUCGUAUUCAUGUCUUUUGAAAUCUCAGCAAGUAUUGUUGGAAAACGUUAUUAGGAGGAACGACUGAUCAAAAUUGCCAAGUUAUUUCAAUUGAACAGUUCCUUUUGAAUUGUGCAUAUUUUGUGGAUCCAAUGGUGAAGACAGUAAUCAAACAAGCAGAGGCCGGUCUAAAUGUUACAAAUUGAUAUGUACAAAUGUAAAUAACCUAUGCUGAACUGUUGUAUAAUUACAUGUUUAAAUAGUUGUUAAACUGAGCAAUGUGGCAUUUUUUCUUUAUU
Molecule: messenger RNA, 1062 nt
Organism: Owenia fusiformis
Lineage: Eukaryota; Metazoa; Annelida; Polychaeta; Sabellida; Oweniidae
Source: the annotation of a GenBank genome assembly